Molecule: messenger RNA, 550 nt
Organism: Cutaneotrichosporon oleaginosum
Lineage: Eukaryota; Fungi; Basidiomycota; Tremellomycetes; Trichosporonales; Trichosporonaceae
Biological process (GO): regulation of transcription by RNA polymerase II
Cellular component (GO): CCAAT-binding factor complex
Molecular function (GO): RNA polymerase II cis-regulatory region sequence-specific DNA binding; protein heterodimerization activity; DNA-binding transcription activator activity, RNA polymerase II-specific
Source: RefSeq, a predicted model, not a curated record
AAACCCGAGAAGACCGCCCGCAUGGCGGACCAGAACCCGCCUGCCGCAGGCCCGAGCUUCACCGAUGCGCAGGUCGACGAGUACCGCGAGCAAGAUCGGUGGCUUCCGAUUGCCAAUGUCUCGCGCAUCAUGAAGAACUCGCUGCCGACGACGGCCAAGGUCUCCAAAGAGGCAAAGGAGUGUGUUCAGGAGUGUGUGAGCGAGUUUAUCAGCUUUAUCACCUCCGAGGCAGCUGAAAAGUGCUUGCAUGAGAAGCGCAAGACAAUCAACGGCGAGGACAUUCUCACGUCGAUGCGCGCCCUCGGUUUUGAUAACUACGAGGGUGUACUCAAGGUCUACUUGGCCAAGUACCGUGAGCAUCAGAUUACCCAAGCGCGCCUGCGGCAGAACCAGCCACAACUCGUGCUGGAGGAGGAAGACGGACUCAAGCGUGGGGCGGAGGACGAGGACAGUGAUGCGCGUCGCAAGAAGCCCCGGGGCAAGAAGCGCGACGACUAGUGUACUAUAGAGGCUUGUACAUGUGAUGCACGUCUACAGAUCUAGAUAGGCG